GAUUAACAUUUAGAACAAUAAAAACGAGUUUACAAAAAAUUCCAGCUUGUGCAGCAGCAGGAUCAUCAAACUAAGAGCCAGGACUGUAGUUCUAUAAACCAUGUAUCAAGUAAAUUAAACCCCGAAGAAAAUUCAGCAAAUUCUACAGGAAUACUGUUUUUCAAACUGUUUUCAACAUGGAGCUGGUGAAAGGGUUUCUGGCUGUUAUCUUUCUUACAUCAUGUCUUUAUUUGAGUGAUGCUCAGAAAACUGUGUGCACACAGGAGGCUGUUGCAGACAUUGUUUUCCUGGUGGAUGGGUCCUGGAGCAUUGGAAUAGAAAACUUUAAGCAGGUCCAGGAAUUCCUGCACACACUGAUAAACACCCUUGAUGUGGGAGAAGACAAAGUGCGGAUCGGACUCAUCCAGUAUAGUGAUACUCCCCGUACAGAGUUUGUCCUAAACACUUACCAGAAGAAGGAACACAUCCUGCAGUACAUAAAGACGCUGCCCUACAAAGGAGGCGGCACGCGAACCGGCCUGGGGCUUGACUUCAUGCUGAAGAAUCACUUUAUCGAAGCUGCUGGGAGCAGAGCCGGGGAGGGGGUUCCCCAAGUGGCAGUGAUCAUAACAGAUGGACAGUCCCAGGAUAAUGUCAAAGAGGCAGCUGAUGCGGUCAAGGAUAGUGGCAUCACUCUGUAUGCCAUCGGUAUUAAGGACGCUGUGCUGGCUGAGCUCACUGAGAUAGCCAGUAAACCGGAUGACCAGUUUUUGUAUAACGUGGCUGACUUUGCUGCACUGACCGGUAUCUCCCAGAAUAUCCUUCAAGUUCUGUGUACCAAAGUGGAGGAGGCAACCAGGCAGGUUGUUCAGGUCCCUCAAGUAUGCAGGAAGGCCUCGGUUGCCGAUAUAGUAUUCCUUGUGGAUGGGUCAACAAGCAUCGGCGACAUUAACUUCCAAAAGGUGAAGAAUUUCCUUUACACCUUUGUGGAGAGCCUGGAUAUCGGCAGAGAGAGAGUCAGAGUGGGAUUGGCACAGUACAGCGACACAGCAAACCAGGAGUUUUUAAUGAAUGAGUAUGCCAACAAAACAGCUAUCCUAGAGCAGAUUCAAAACCUGCAGUACAGAGAAGGUCCCACAUACACUGGCAAGGCUCUUGAGUUCAUCAGAGAUGUGUAUUUCACUAAAGACGCGGGAAGCAGGGCCCAGGAAGGCGUUCCACAGAUUGCCAUUGUCUUGACCGAUGGGGAGUCCGCUGACCAGGUCCGUAUGCCUGCAGAUGAGCUCAGGAAGAAGGACAUCAGUGUCUACGUAAUUGGGAUCAACACAGCAGGGUAUGAAGAGCUGAAGGAUAUCGCAAACAAGCCCACUGCAAAGUUUCUGUAUAAUAUUGAGAACUUUGAUGCCCUCAGUGAGCUGUCUGCAAGACUUCUGCAAACCAUCUGCUCCACAGUGCAAACUCAGAUGCUGGGAAUUUUUCCGCGCUUUGCUGAUAUUGUUUUUCUGGUCGAUGGUUCCACAAAUAUGGGAGCUUCAAACUUUCAACAGAUUAAGCUUUUUAUCCUUAGAAUUAUAAACCAACUUAAGAUCGGGAUCAGUCAGAAUAGAAUUGGCCUUGCUCAGUUUAGUGGGGAUACGAAGACUGAAUUCUUGCUGAACACUUACAAAACAAAGGAGCAAGUGGUAAAUCACAUUCAAAACCACUUCAUGUUUAGAGGGGGAGCACACAGAACAGGACAAGCCCUUGAUUAUCUGCGCCGCAACUUUUUCAACGAGUCUGCAGGGAGUCGCAUCAGUCAGGGAUACACCCAGAUUGCUGUUGUAAUUACUUCUUCCAAGUCAGAGGACAGUGUCCGAAAAGCUUCUAAAACAAUCAAGGGGGAAGGUGUGAAGAUAAUUUCUGUUGGCCUUAUGAAUUCUAUCAGGUCUGAACUGGAAAUAAUAGCCACUUUGCCACAUAUUUAUCAGCUGAAUUCAUUGCAAAAUUUAGGCCAGGUUUCACAAGAGGUGACUGGAAUCAUUCAAUCAAGACAGGCCUUGCUGGGUUUAUCCAGAGCACCAGCAGCAUGCAAGAUUGCCACACUGGCUGAUAUCGUAUUUUUAGUGGAUGAGUCCAGCAGCAUAGGGACCCAAAACUUCCAGCAGAUCAGAAAUUUCAUCCGCCAGACCAUUGAUUCUUUGGAUGUGGACCCCAAGAAGGUGAGGGUUGGUGUCGUGCUGUACAGUGACACCCCGAAAGUCGAGUUCUACCUCAACACCUUCAGUCGAAAGACUGACAUCCUGCAGUACAUUAAGACUUUGCCCUACAGAGGAGGGGGCACAAACACUGGCGCUGCAAUAAACUUCCUGAAAACUAAUGUCUUCACUAAGAGUGCCGGAAGCAGAAGGACUCAAGGUGUGCAGCAGAUAGCAGUUGUGAUCACUGAUGGAGUCUCAGAGGACAAUGUGAGCAGCCCGGCUGCCAGCCUACGGCGCACUGGAGUCAAGGUCUUCGCCGUGGGUAUCCAAAAUGCAAGUUCCACUGAGCUGAAACAGAUCGCUUCACAUCCUGCCAGAACGUAUGUUCACACUGUGGGCAGCUAUUUGAAGCUUUCCAGCUUGGACGUAACUCUUCAGAAGCGGAUCUGCAAUGACAUUAUCUCAGUGGCCUUUGCAGUUUCGGAGCAAGCGCGUGUUUUAAAACAAGGAUGCGUGGAGACAGAACAGGCAGAUAUCUUCUUCUUAAUAGAUGGGUCUGGCAGCAUUUACCCACAAGACUUCUUGGACAUGAAAAAAUUCAUAAAUGAUAUGAUCCGUAUGUUCAGAAUUGGAUCAGACAGUGUUCGGAUUGGUGUGGUCCAGUAUUCGGACAGUCAGAGGGUGGAGUUCACGGUCACUCAGUACACCACCAGAAAAGGCUUGGAGGAGGCUGUCAACAACAUUUUGCAGCUAGGAGGAGGCACCAAAACUGGACACGCACUGACAUCUAUGAAGAAGCUGUUUGAGACAGCAGCAAGCAGCCGCCAUACCAAGGUACCUAAGUUUCUCAUCACUAUCACAGAUGGGAAGUCUCAAGACCAGGUUAUGGAAGCAGCUAGGGAUCUCAGAGAAGAAGGCGUCAUAAUCUAUGCCAUUGGAGUACGAGAUGCCGUUGAGACUGAGCUGCUGGAAAUAUCAGGAUCACCAGAGAAGAAGUUUUUCGUUUACAACUUCGACUCAUUGAACGUCAUUAAGAAUGAAGUUGUCCGAGAUAUUUGCUCAUCGGAAGCAUGCAAAACAAUGGAAGCAGAUAUCAUGUUCCUUAUUGACAGCUCAGGGAGCAUUGAAAGAGAAGACUAUGACAAGAUGAAAAUGUUUAUGGAGUCUAUGGUUGAGAAAUCUACGAUUGGCAUUGGUAAAGUGCAGGUUGGGGUCCUCCAGUUCAGUGACUCCCCGAUAGAAGAGUUUCAGCUCAAUAGGUACUCUGAUAAAGCAAUACUGAGACAAUCAAUCAGUAAUUUACGACAGAUUGGUGGCGGAACAUUAACUGGGAAAGCACUGACAUUUGCGUCUAAGUAUUUCGACAGUUCGAGAGGUGGACGCUCUCACGUGAAGCAGUACUUGAUUGUCAUUACGGAUGGAGAGGCUCAGGAUGCGGUUACCAAACCAGCACUCGCCCUGAGAGACAAGGGAAUCACAGUCUAUGCUAUCGGUGUGGUCAAUGCAAACAGCUCCCAGCUUUUGGAAAUCGCAGGGUCCCAGGACAAAGUAUACUCUGUAGCAAACUUUGACGACCUCAAGUAUUUAGAAAAAACAAUACUGUUUGAAAUCUGCAUUCCAGUAGAUGACUGUAAAUUGACUGAAGUAGCUGACCUGAUCUUUGUGGUAGAUGGUUCAAGUAGCAUCAGUCCAGAGCAGUUUAAAAGCAUGCAGAAGUUCAUGAUUUCUGUGGUAAACAAUUCAGAAGUUGGAGAGAACAAAGCGAGAUUUGGAGCAAUUUUGUACUCCGAUAUUCCUGAAGAAAAGUUUCUGUUAAACCAGUACUACACUAAAGCAGAAGUAAAGAAUGAAAUUUCUCGAAUAAAGACAAAGGGAGGAGGCACUUACACGGCCAGGGCCCUGCUUUUCGCCAAAGACCGGUUCACUCAGGCCUUCGGCGGACGCAAAAAUAGUCAGAUUCCCCAGGUACUGAUGGUGAUCACUGAUGGAGAAGCUACAGACAAAAUAGCACUGCCUGCCAUAUCCAGAGGUGUGAGGGAGGAAGGCAUUAGCAUUUAUGCUGUUGGAGUGGCAAAUGCCUAUAAAGACGAACUGGAGGAGAUGGCCGGAGGGAAGGAGAAGGUCUUCUAUGUGGACAAUUAUCAAGCUCUUGAAGAACUUCACAAAAACAUCUCAGCGAUUCUCUGCAAUGAGUCCAAACAAAUUUGUGAAAAUCGAGAAGCAGACAUUGUCAUGCUGAUUGACGGAUCACAAAGCAUCUCUCAAGAAGAUUUCAAGGUGAUGCAGCAGUUCAUGAAGGAGGUGGUGAGCAAUUUUAAAAUCGGAAAGGAAGAUGUCAGAAUCGGCGUUGCGCAGUUUAGCACUCACCCACAGAAAGAAUUUUAUCUAAAUGAACUGUACUCCAUUGUUGCCAUAAAGAACAGGAUUGAUAGCAUAAAGCAGUUGAAGCAAACCACUCACAUCGGGGAGGCGCUGAAGUUCAUCCAGUCUUAUUUUCAACCGUCAACAGGAAGCAGAAAAAGCCAGGGCAUCCCACAGAACCUUAUAGUCAUCACUGAUGGACACUCCCAGGACUUGGUGGCCGAAGCUGCGGACGCUCUGAGGAAUGAAAAUAUCAGUAUUUUUUCCAUUGGUGUGGGCCACAUCAACUCCUUUGAGCUCUUGCAGAUUGCUGGGAAACCUGAACAUAUGUUCACAGUUAAGAACUUCAAGGAACUAGAAAACAUCAAGCAAAGAAUUGUUCAUGAGAUAUGUGAGCAAAGGAAUAAAUCUUGCCAAAACUGCAACCUCGAUGUUGCUGUAGGGUUUGAUAUUUCAAGACGGACCAGAUUCCAAGGAAUAUUCAGUGGACAGCAGAAGCUUCAAGUGUACCUCCCUGAAAUAAUGCAAAAGCUAGCAUCCAUAGCAACAAUUAGCUGUGCUAUUGGCUGUAAGAUAAUUGUAAACCUGGGUUUCCACAUUACCACAGACGCUGGACAGAUCAUUUUCGAAUCUAAAUUUGACAAAUACAACGAGGAUAUCAUUAAGAAGCUGAUCGCAUUGCAGACCAAAGAAGCUACGUACCUGAAUGCAGCAUUUCUACAGUCUUUUUUGACCAAAUUCAACAAGGAAUCAAGAGCCAAAGCAAAGGUGCUGAUAGUAUUCUCAGAUGGAUUAGACGACCUGGUUGAGAGACUUGAGAUUGAAUCUGACAACCUGAGACGUGAAGGAAUCCAUGCAUUGCUUACAGUUGCUUUGGAAGGCGCAACAAAUGCAGACAAACUCCAAAGUAUUGAGUUUGGAAGGGGCUUUGGCUAUAAAUUGCCGCUCACCGUUGGAAUGCAGAAUGUUGCCAGUUCAAUAUUUAAAGAACUUGACACGAUUACUGAAAGGGAGUGCUGCAAUGUAAUUUGCAAGUGUGUUGGUCAGGAAGGAAUUCGUGGUCUCAGGGGACGCCCAGGAUCCAAGGGAGCCACAGGUCCAGAGGGGUCUCCUGGGCACCCAGGUGAAGAAGGAGGAGUUGGUGAAAGGGGUCCUCCUGGUCUGAAUGGGACUCAAGGUAUUCAAGGCUGCCCUGGCCAAAGAGGUACUAAGGGAUCAAGAGGCUACAGGGGAGAAAGGGGUGAAGAUGGGGACGAUGGAAUAGAUGGUGUGGAUGGUGAGAAGGGGCAUCCUGGAUUAUCUGGAUCUGCUGGUGAAAGAGGCAGCCCUGGAAACACAGGCAGGAGAGGUGUGAGGGGAGAACCUGGAGACCGAGGGGAGAACGGUCUAAGAGGAGACCCUGGCAUCCCUGGAACUGAUAACAGAAUGGUUGGCUCCAAGGGGGUAAAAGGAAAUCCUGGAAUGCAGGGGGAUGCAGGAGCAGAUGGAAUGCCUGGCGAUGGUGGCAAUCCAGGAAAAAUAGGUCCACAAGGUCGUAGAGGGCCUCCUGGUUCAAAGGGUGAAAGUGGAGAUCCAGGUGCACCAGGAUCUGUUGGAGAUGCUGGGACCAGUGGACCACAGGGAGCCAGAGGACCCAUUGGUCCUGUAGGACCUACAGGAUCUCCAGGGCUACCUGGUCCUCAGGGGGAAGCAGGUCUCCAAGGUUCUAAAGGCUCUAUCGGAAAUGAGGGUCUAAAGGGACAGAAGGGUCAACCUGGAGACCCUGGUGAGAAAGGUCUGCUUGGAUCUGUGGGGCCUCGAGGAUUACCGGGAGUUGAUGGUAGAGAUGGAUAUGGUUCACAAGGAAAAAAAGGAGAGAAGGGAGACCUGGGAUUCCCUGGUUACCCAGGCACCCAGGGAGAUGAAGGUUACUCCGGUACCUCUGGAGACAGAGGACCCAAAGGCAUUCGCGGAAGACAGGGCAAUUCUGGAAAACCAGGAAGGGCAGGUGACCCAGGAAGCCCUGGGCCCGUAGGACAAAGGGGUACAAAAGGUCCAAAGGGAACUACUUCAAUGAGUCCUUGUGAACUUGUUGCUUAUGUUCGUGACAACUGCCCUUGCUCCCAAGGGAAGAUUGACUGCCCUGCUUACCCAACCGAGCUUGUGGUUGCAUUAGACAUGUCUGAAGAUGUCUCCUCACAGGCCUUUGAGAGAAUGCGAAACAUUGUCAUGGCUCUUCUACAGGAAAUAGCCAUCACAGAAAACAACUGCCCUACUGGGGCGAGAGUCGCAGUCGUCGCCUACAGUUCCAGCACAAAGUAUUUAAUACGCUUCUCAGACUACCACAAAAAGAACCAGCUGUUGGAAGCAAUACAGAAAAUACCAUUGGAAAGGUCACCCAACCGGCGCAACAUUGGGGCAGCUAUGAGAUUUGUUGCGAGGAAUGCAUUCAAGCGUGUGCGCCAGGGUGUGCUGAUGAGGAAAGUAGCCCUCUUUAUCAGCAAUGGGGCAUCUCAGGAAGCCACUCCUAUAAUUACAGCAGCUUUGGAGUUCAAAGCUUUGGACAUUACCCCUGUGGUCAUCGCGUUCAAGGAUGUUCUAAACGUCAGGCGCGCCUUUGAGGCUGAUGAAACAGGAAGCUUCCUAGUUUCUGUUCUGCAAAGACCCCAAGAUCAGAGAGCAGUAAUACAGCGAGUCCUGAAUUGUGCACUUUGCUAUGAUGUAUGUCAGCCAGCUGCAGAGUGCCAGGGCUUGAAUCUUGUACCCGUUCCUCUGCAAGUCAACAUGGACCUGGUGUUUAUGGUUGAUGGCUCACAGAACAUGCAGGCAGAUGAGUAUGCAGGAGUGAAAGAGCUUCUGAGUUCAUUGCUGGAUCAGAUCGACAUUACAAACCAACCCAGAACCUCUAACACAGGAACAAGGGUGUCUGUUGUGCAGCAUACUCCUCUGAGCUAUCCACCCAGGGAAGGACAAGUCCCUGUCAAGCUGGAGUUUGACCUCCUCCAAUACAACAACAAAAACUUAAUGAAAAGACAUAUCCGCCAGUCCAUGCAACAAAUAGGGGGUACUUCCAGUGUUGGACAUGCCAUUGAAUGGGUGCUCAACAAUGUCAUGCUCAAAUCCCCAAGACUAAGGAGCAAGAAGGUCAUAUUUGCAGUUAUAGGAGGAGAGACCAGUUACUGGGACAGGGUGAAACUGAACGACAUGGCUCUGAGAGCCAAGUGUCAGGGUGUAGCUAUGUUUGUACUCACUGCGGGUAAGGAGGUCAACAGCUCGCAGGUGGAGGAGCUAGCAAGCUUCCCUCUGGAUCAGCAUGUGGUCCACCUCGGCCGAGUCCUGGAUCCUGAAAUAGAAUACGCAAAACGUUUUUCUGGAGCCUUCUUCCGCAUUCUAAGUAAUGGAAUCCAAUAGUUAUCCUCCACCAGUUCUUCAGAGACAAUGUGAAGGAGUGAAGAUGCUGGUAGAUCAGGGAGAAUCACUCGAGUCGCCACCAAUACAAAGGAUACCCAUGCCCGUUCCAGAAGAAGAAGAAGAAGAAGAGGAGGGAACAGAGGAACCUGAACCCAUCGGGGAAGAAAAUGUGUACGACUACGUGGAGGAAAACACUGAGGAGAAUGGACUGCUCACAGAAGAAGGCGGGACAGAUUACACUGUUGAAGAAAGAACCGGAGAAACAACACUCACAGGGGUUGAAGACAAGGAUUACCAAAAGGAAGAUGUGUGUGCUCUUCAUCAGGACGAAGGCAGCUGCCAGGAGUACAGUCUGAAAUGGUACUAUGACAGUGAACAAAAGGAAUGUACACGCUUCUGGUAUGGUGGCUGUGGUGGAAACAAAAACAAAUUUGAAACCCAAGUGGAUUGUGAAGCCAUGUGUGUCAAAUCUCGCUAGGUCAUUCUGAAAUAUCCACAUGCCCUACAGUCCACAUUUAAGUAUUGUCAUUUUUUUUACAGUGUAUUCAAAUGUAAUAAAAAUUCACUAAAAAAGUACUUUGUAUGUAUUUUAAUGCAACUCGUUUGUGAAAUGAAAUACAAUAGUUCUUUGUCGUCAGACCAUCCUUGUUAUACAUACAUACAGUUGUGCUGCCCACAGACUACUACUGUAUGUAUGUAAGUAUAUAUAACAGUUGACUUUAUAUGAUUGUUUUUAAUUUGGGUUCCGCACAGGUUGCUGGUGUUAUGUAAAGAAGGUUUAGUCAUCUGAGUGUUAAGAUUAGAUAUUGUACACAAACCCAGUCCAUUCAUUGCAUGUUUGUAAAUGUGCAAAAUACCUCAAUCAAGGUGGGUAAAUUGUAAUAUUGUAUAACAAGCAAAGUGAUGAACCCAGUGUGCUACUUUAUAUAUACAAUACUAAUACUUGAAAUGAAUGAGUGCCCAUUUGGUUGUAUGAGGAUCCUUGUACGCUGUACAGAAACAUGUAAAACGUGUAUCUGCGUAGAAGAGCCACGAUUCAUUAAGUAUUUAACAAAUAUUGGUUAUAAAUAUUGUGAUUCAAAGGUUAACAUUAUGUGUUGUCUUGCAUUUGGGUACACAAUCCAACCUUUCAUAGUUAAUACUUUAAGUGGUUUUUGAAUGCUGAAUAAAUGUGGUCUAUUGUUUUAACAAAA
This is a messenger RNA of Polyodon spathula (Mississippi paddlefish), 9100 nucleotides long. Its product is annotated as collagen alpha-6(VI) chain-like. The record is from RefSeq and is a predicted model, not a curated record. NCBI's taxonomy places the organism in Eukaryota, Metazoa, Chordata, Actinopteri, Acipenseriformes, Polyodontidae. Bases 177 to 7907 code for a protein of 2576 amino acids. The transcript is spliced from 42 exons.